This is a messenger RNA of Copidosoma floridanum, 1856 nucleotides long. RefSeq names its product sesquipedalian-1. NCBI's taxonomy places the organism in Eukaryota, Metazoa, Arthropoda, Insecta, Hymenoptera, Encyrtidae. Gene Ontology annotation, biological process: endosome organization; retrograde transport, endosome to Golgi; receptor recycling. The record is from RefSeq and is a predicted model, not a curated record. Gene Ontology annotation, cellular component: early endosome; trans-Golgi network; recycling endosome.
UCCGACCUGUUACUUAGCCUCAGUAAGUUAAGAAGUAAGUUCCUAGCCACUGAAAGAAAAAGAAGAAGAAGAAAUAAGUUAGAAGUGUAGCGGAGUUUCCCAUACACGAAUGACACGAAGCAAAUUCGCCACCGACAGCCAUCUCCAACGAAGAAGAAGAAGAAGAAGAAGAUGAUUACACUUUAUGCUUCUAAAUUAAUUCGUCAUAGAUUGUAGAGAGUGCACAAAUUAAAUGUCUUUAAAACCCUAAAAUACGCGCCGCGUUUUUUGGGCAUGGGGGUGAUAAGUGGCUUAACAGUAAUCGCGAUGCAUCUACGUUAAUCUAUAAAGUGUUUCUUACUGUAAUGAAAAGUGCCAGUUGUGAAAAUUGUGUCUCAUUAUGUCUAUCCAGAGUCAUCGUAAGACAUAAGAUUAGCUGCACUGGUGGGUCGAACUGUCAUCGAGGACAAACACACGCUUGCAAUGAAGUGCAACGAAAAGAACAUGAUCGCGUUUGCGACCUCACCUACGCCAGUUGAUCGUGAGGGCUGGUUGAACAAGCGAGGUGAAGUAAACCGUGGCUAUCAGAGGCGCUGGUUCGUUCUCAAAGGCAAUAUUAUGUUCUACUUUGAAAGGCGAGGAGACAAAGAGCCGAUUGGCAUGGUUGUGCUCGAAGGCUGUACCAUCGAGCUGGCUGAGGACGAAGAGCAGUUUGGCUUUAAAAUAGUUUAUCACGGGGUCGGCAACAGAAGCUACCACUUAGCUGCUGAGUCGCAGGAGUCGAUGGAACAGUGGAUGAAAGCCUUGGCUUGUGCAAGUUACGACUACAUGAAAUUAAUGGUAGCUGAGUUGCAGCGACAGUUAGAUGCAGUGGAAGAGGAAGCCAUAGUGGCACCACCCACAGAAGUGCCAAAACCACCUCCUAGGCAGAGGCACAAUCCCUUUAACAGGCCAGAGUCGCAUCAUAGAUCACAAAGUGUCAGGUCAGCACCUGGCCGAACGGAGAACAUACCCAGGACUAAAGUGACCUUCAGGGAAUUGCACAAUAUGUAUGGUAGAAGAAUACUAGCUGACCUCAAUAAGUGGAGACACGAUAACAGGAACUCAGAGGCACCUCUGAUCAUUCUUUGACCAUAGGAUUUACUCAAAUCUAAACUUUUGACAACAUCUCUCUGAGGUGUUGUUAUCAUUUAACUGCCCUUAUUAAUUUAAUAAGAUGUCCUUAUGAAGAUUAAUUUUUAUUUUAGAAUUUUAAAUUAUGCUGUUUAUUUUUUUAUUUGUCAAAAGAGGCUUGACAGGUCUCUUUUUAUCUUAAUCAUGCUACUCUAUUGUGAUCUAUAUAUAAUCUGUUGAUAAUUCGAAGUUAGAGUAUAUCUAUACAUUUGUACAUUGUCUUGCCAAGGUAUUAUGAAUGAUUAAUUCCCCGUAUGGAUCUUUGUCAAGUUUAUUAGUGUUUUAAAAAUCUUUAUUAGUACUGUAAUUAAUGUAACUAAUAAAUAAAUUAACAGCCAGCUGCAUUAAAACAUAAAGAUAAUACAGAAUUAUAAAAAAUACAUGAUUUUGUAUUUUUAAAUCCAAUGCACCUACUUAAACUUUCUUAUUUAUAUUUCAUGCUUGUAAUUUGUGUACAUAUGAUACAGUUUUUAAUUACAUAAACCUCAACAUAACCAACUAUACUCUAAUUAACAUAAAGCUUUGAUUAAUAAAAAAUAAGUGAAUCAUGAUAAAUCAUACAUCAACUUAAGAUUUAUUACAUAGAAAUAAACUCUAUUAUUUAAGUCAGUUUUUGUGUUUAAAUCUUACAUUUCUGUACAUAAAAAUUUUAUCUUCUAAAUCUGCAUUGAAAAAUUUUAUAUCAAAGGAAUUUGAUGCUAUUU